Molecule: messenger RNA, 2060 nt
Organism: Brienomyrus brachyistius
Lineage: Eukaryota; Metazoa; Chordata; Actinopteri; Osteoglossiformes; Mormyridae
Gene: plpp5
Product: phospholipid phosphatase 5
Exons: 8
Coding region: 354-1151 (265 amino acids)
Biological process (GO): phospholipid metabolic process
Molecular function (GO): phosphatidate phosphatase activity
Source: RefSeq, a predicted model, not a curated record
GGCGGCACUGCGCCCAUCUUCUCCGCCUCGCAGGCCCUACAGAUGUCGCCACGGUAGUGUGACGUGGCUCAGUCUCUCUUCCUCUCCAGGCGCGGCUUCCCUUUGAAAAAUACUAGCGAUGCGACCGGUUUCGGUGAGGCCAUCUUCCGGAUAGACGCAUCGGGGAAUCCUUGCUGCUCCGACUGCAAGCCAGAGUAUCAGAAAGGGGGAAGGAGGGAGAUAGCAAUCGUGCUUUGGAUGGCAUAAAAGAGUGCUGGAGAAGACACUGACUGCGGGGGAGGUGCGGUCGGCUGCAAUUGGGGGGUGCCGAAGGAUAUGGAUUUUCAAAAGUCGUAAUUUGACCAGGGUUAAAAAUGAAGUCUCUGAUGCGCGGCUUCAUCUCAGAAGCAUUUGUUCGACUUCUGCUUUUAGCCGUGUUUCUUGUUACUGAAGAGCUUCCACCAUUUAUUCGUCAGAUUCAGCCAGAAGAGCUCUGGCUUUACAAGUAUCACCAUGUGGAAUAUGACCGUGUCCCCACUACAGCAAUGUUUAGCAUUGCCUGUUUAGUGCCUCUGAUAGUCAUCGUGCUCUUCACAAUCCUGUGGAGAGCAGACAAGGGAGACCUUCGCGAAGCAUUCUUAGCAGUAACACUGGCCUUGGGGCUGAACGGAGUAUUCACUAACACGGUUAAGCUGAUUGUUGGCAGACCCCGGCCGGAUUUCUUCCUCCGCUGUUUCCCGGACGGGAAGGCGAACCCUGAGAUGCAGUGCAGUGGCGACCUUGACAUGGUAUUGGAGGGUAGAAAGAGCUUCCCCAGUGGACAUUCCUCAUUUGCCUUUGCUGGCCUGGGCUUCACAGCAUUUUAUCUGGCUGGGAAGCUGCACUGCUUCAGCCCGGCGGGACGAGGCCAAGCUUGGAGGCUGUGUACCUUUCUUACGCCUCUCAUCUUUGCUGUCAUGAUUGCUCUCUCCAGGACCUGUGAUUAUAAGCAUCACUGGCAAGACGUGGUGGUUGGGUCAUUGCUGGGGCUGGCUUUCUCUUACCUGUGCUACAGACAGCACUACCCAGCCCUGAAUGACACAGACAGCCACAGACCCCUGAGAAACAGAGAGGCUCUUCCUGCUGCCCAGGAGCGCAAACUGGUUAAUUCCAACCACAUUCUGCCCUUAUAGGUUUUCUGCAAUGUGGUCACUUCUACAAAUCCUUUGGGGUGAGUGUGGAUUGGGGACAAGGGUAACUGUUAUUAUGGUCACAAACCUACCUGUUUGGUUUUUGUCCUGUUAUUACAUUAGUGUAUGUGCAUAUGUGUGUGUGUGUGUGUGUGUGUGUGUUUUUUUUUUUUUUUUUUUUUUUUUUUUUUUACAGAACAUAGUUCUGUUUGAUAUGUAGCUUAAUCUGUGUUGGCAUCCAUGUCUUGCUUUAAGUGCAUAAGAUCUAUGGAGCUUCAAAUAUGACUUGACAUUUUGGAGUCUUCCUAAAACUGUUCCAGGAAAUGCUACCUGGGAAUGCAGUGGCUGCUGAAAUGUGUAGUGUACAUUCCCAAUUGUUCAACCUAAUAGUGUUUCAAUAGAUCGUUGGGGAAUUUAAGUAUUUAAGAAUUAUAGCACAAUGCUGAAAGGGACCUGGGCAAAUGUAUACAUUUAUAUUUAUGGUUUUUGAAAAUGUGGAGCUCAUUGUAUAUGUUAAGCUUUAAAAACCAUGCAGUGUCAUUUAUUGUGAAACUCUAAAACCUGUCAUCUACAGGAGAUUGGAAGAUAAUUGCUCAUUUUCUAUUUUUUGUGUAAUUUUCUUACAUUCCUUCUUACAAGAACCUUGAAAAAGAAAUGAAAUUCCUCUUCUAUGUCCAUAUACUGUUGAAAAUUAGUAAAAUACGUGCAGUGUACUUGUAGAACUUUUUUUUUUUAUUAUCUAUCCUGUGCAUUUUCCUUUUCUCAGCUGAAUUACCUUGAAAUCCCUAACAUAACUUGGCUGGCCAGUUCAAACGCAUUUGGUCCCACAGGUUGUGGGUUAUUUCUGGGAAUACUUCUUACUGGUGCUGUUUGAAAUAAACAUACAUGUGAGACAUGUGUUUCCUUACUAAA